AUGGCGGAAGGCAACAGGGAGCAAGGCAACGUUGCGAUGUUUGAUGGAUUCGGACGUUUUUCACUUUCGGGAAGCGUUGCUGAUUGUACUGACCAUCUCUCUGACAGCUCGAUGGAUUCAUCCUAUGAGGCUCUGGAAGACGAAGACGAGUGGAGAAGGCAAGAGGAGAAGAUCAGGGACUCCCUGCGGAGGAGGCGCCAGAGGAUCGAGAGGAUUGAGCAGGAGCUGAACCACGUCCAAAGCCUCUCACCAGCAGAGGUCAAGGAGUAUGCCUCUGUGGCAAGAUAUGGAGUGGAUGGCAUACGAGCAGCAGCCGAAACCAUCCAAGGUGCAUGGAGGACUGUGCGGAGGCAGACGGAAAAGCGCUCUGGAACUCUGCAGAGAAAGCACAUGGCGGCGAGAAGGAUACAGUUGUUCAUGAAGCACGUUUCGAAUCUCAACCAGAAGAGGUGGAUAUCCAGGAUCUGUGGCCUGAUACUGACAAAGAUUGGCUUCAGGACUGACUUCAUCUCUCUUGAAAGUGUCAUGAUCGAACCGGAAGUGGUGCCCGAGUCUCGGCGUGGUCAGUUGGACCUGUGGGAGCUUCCUGAUGAAGAUCGGGUGAGAAAUCUGCAGAACAAGAUCAACUCCGAGUUGGAGGCAGCUCGUACCCGCAGGGAACGUUCAAGGACUGAGGAGGAGUUGAAGGAUCUGGAAAAGAUGGCGAAAGCAAGGAUCAAGGAGUAUGACAGCUCUGGGAAGGUGUCAAGGACGGAGACCAAGGAUCGCAACAAGUUACGAGAAUACAUCUCGAGCACGCUAGCUUCAAUGUGGAGCAUCAGAAGUAUUGAUGACAUCUCAGAAUCCAGGGAAAUGAGGGCAUUCGAACGAGGAUUGCUGUAUGGAAGUGAAUCAGACAAAGAUUACAAAGAGCUUAUCAUGAAGGUAGCCAUGGAGGAACACCAAGAAGCCAUGCAAGCUGUUCAGAAGCGUGAGAUAGGAAUGUACUAA
Molecule: messenger RNA, 990 nt
Organism: Guillardia theta CCMP2712
Lineage: Eukaryota; Cryptophyceae; Pyrenomonadales; Geminigeraceae
Exons: 6
Coding region: 1-990 (329 amino acids)
Source: RefSeq, a predicted model, not a curated record